This is a messenger RNA of Acromyrmex echinatior (Panamanian leafcutter ant), 1772 nucleotides long. RefSeq lists its product as hypothetical. NCBI's taxonomy places the organism in Eukaryota, Metazoa, Arthropoda, Insecta, Hymenoptera, Formicidae. The record is from RefSeq and is a predicted model, not a curated record.
UUAUAUUAUUGCAAUGGCUAUGGAGCGUCGACCGUCGAGCUUGCAUUUAUGUUAUUGAAUCCGCGUGGAGAGCCAACAUGACAGGCAAGCAGAAUCAGGUGGACGAUAGCGAGGACAAUCAGUCGAGAAUAAAAUUGAUCGCGGACAAACGCAGACUGUUGGACGAGAAAUCCGCUCAGGUUGAGGCAGAAAUCAGAAACUGUUUUGAAGGUCUAACGAAACUUCUGCGAUCUAGAGAGAAGCAACUGCUCCGACAAGCCGAAGCUAUUCACAGGCAGCAACUUUCUCUAAUAGAGACUUCAUUAAAUUUCUUACCAUCGUCAGUAGUUGUCCUGAACGAUAAGAACGAGUUAGAGGAACGGAUACGCCAGUUUGGUAAUAUCGAGACGCAUGGAUCAAAUAGUAUUACAGUAAAGGAUGUGGAGCCAUAUAAAGUUGCAGAUUAUCAAGAUGCUAAUAAGGAUCAUGUCAGUUUUGAUAAAUCAAUCACCAAAUCAUCAGAUCAAAAAACCAGAGAUCAUCUGAGCCUUCCACGUUGCAAAGAUUUUAUAUCUGACUACAGAACUGUGCGUAUUUCAAGUCUGCCUUCCACACUCUUUACUAAUAAUGAGCUGCGAGAUUCGCAUAACAUAAAGGCCAAUGCAUUAAAAAUUUUUAAAGAUACCUUAUCCAUAUCAAGGUGCUCACCACUUUUAAUUAUAAAACGCAAACUUGGCCUGACACACGUAUCCUUGGACGGACUGCACGCUUUUGACAAAUCAUACUCGCAGAAUGUACAGUCCUUCGGAAUGUCUUGUAUGACUACAGAAUCUUCUGAGCUAGAUAAAUUGACAAACGGAGCGACUGAAACUAAUUUGCAAGAAUUUGAUAAAGAAGAAGUCUUAGAUCACGAUGAUUCCGAAAUAAUUAGAUCUCCAAAGGAACGAGAGAAAAACGAUGAACAUCCUGUACAGAUAAAGCAAUGGUUGCAACAGAUACUUGCAGAGACUGAGAUAGAGCCUGCGAUUUACGAAAUCGGGCAGUUUACAGAGAUAUCAAAGGCAAAGCUCUGUAACGAGCUAUAAUUCUAUUUGACGAUCAAAUUAGAUAUUCUUGCAUUGUGUUUCAAUUGGGGCCAAAGUUUCCAAAACGAUGGAAAGCAAACAAAAGGCUGAUCUACCUUAGAAUUGCAUGCCCGAUAUUCUUAAUUUAUACAGUCUCUCGUAAAAUAAAUUGGAGACAGUGUAGCUUUUCCGUGAUCACAGAGGAACGUAAGAAAGGAUACCAAUUUUGAAUGAUGAUAGAGAGAAAGAGAGAGAGAGAGAGAGAGAGUAAAAGAUUUAUUGUGUACAUCGAUAAACUUUAGUACCUCUACCACAGUUGCUUAAUAUGUGGUAUUCCUUGUUAAUACAACGAAUACUUCGCCGUUCUUAAAACAAAGAUUAAUUAGUACCCUUUUGAAAAAUGUGCUUAAAAAUCCGAAAUAUAUAAUUGCUAAGCUUGUUUUUAUUCUGCUAAAAAUAUCGCGUAUUUAUUUUAUCGUGUAUAAGUUUUUAGUCUAUAUUAACUAUGCUUGUCAAGGAAUUUUGAUGACAGCAAGUGAAUAAUUUUAUUGCGAUCAUUUCUUUAAGUGAUAUCUUUUUUACAAAUAAAACUUACGAUUGUACGACAUCGUUGUAAAUAAUUAAUUUAUCGUCAUAAUUCCGUUUUCUCUCCACUUACAUGACUAAAUUGUGCGUAUGCAUAUAGUUGUAUAGAUUCUGUAAUCAAUUACUUAAUUCAUUAAAUGCUCA